AUGUCCGGCAUCGUUCAGGAUGUUGGGUUGGGCGUGUCACGGUUCGUGAAGGGACAGGGCGUCGUUCUGAUGCCAUUGCAAUCGGAAUAUGAUCUUCGAGACUUUGAGCAUGGAAACCGCCAGCGCUUUAUAGAAGAUGGUUUGAUGGAUUCGAAAGUUUUUUUUUCUGCUCCCUCGUCAUAUCUGUACCCUCUCCCGGCGUCGAUCUCUCUGCAAAGCGCCACAUAUCUCGGAGCACUCGCAACAGCCUACCAUGCUUUACUACGAACUUCUCCGUUUCGCUCUCUGGACAACGUCCUAAUCGUCUCCUCCAAUUGCGUCUCACUAUUUCUCAUUCGACUAUUAUAUUUGCAAAACGCAUUACAAAUCAUGGUCGUUGAGCAAGAUCCUUUUUUGAAAAGACUCGCGAUCCAGUUCGGUGCUACUCAUGUCCUCGACCCCGGAGAUAUCGACGUCUCCGAAUCCGUGCGCUUACUUACGGACGACAUGGGCGCUGACGUAGUCUUUCAAAUCUCGGAUCAAUGUGAUUACGAACACACGCCCGCUAUUACUUCUAGCAGCGCUAUGCUCAAAACCAUCAAAGCCAGGAAUGCAGCCCGGUCUGCGAUUUCAGCAUGCCGCACCCGCGGGACGAUAGUGAACAUCGCGCCCCGCGAAAUGUAUGAAGAUAGGAAAAGCAAGUACAGGAAUGAGUUGAUGAUGCAUGAGGUUCAGUACAUGGGUUCUGCGGGGUAUGAUUUUGCUUCUCUCAAGGCCGCUGUUGGGCUGAUGGAGAGGGGGGACGUGAUGUCUGAGGGGAUAAGCCUGGCGUGA
This is a messenger RNA of Talaromyces amestolkiae, 813 nucleotides long. RefSeq lists its product as uncharacterized. NCBI's taxonomy places the organism in Eukaryota, Fungi, Ascomycota, Eurotiomycetes, Eurotiales, Trichocomaceae. The coding region runs from base 1 to 813 and encodes 270 amino acids. The record is from RefSeq and is a predicted model, not a curated record. The transcript has 2 exons.